AUGAUCACACCAUAUGGGAGGUACAGAUGGUCAAGACUGCCUUUUGGACUAAGUGUAAGUGGAGAAAUAUUCCAGAAGAAGUUAACAGAAGCAUUGUUAGGAUUAGAACGAUGCAUUAAUGUGGCUGAUGAUAUCGUGAUUGUGGGAUGUGUAGAGAAACAAGACCAGAUAAGUUUCAUGGGACACUGCAUUAGUGUGCAAGGCAUAAAGCCUGACAUAAAGAAGAUCAAAGCUAUUCUGGAAAUGAAGAAACCAGAAAAUAGCCAGGAAGCAAGAAAACUAUGUGGAAUGGUGCAGUAUUUGUCAAAAUUUUUGAACAAUCUAGCAGAAGUGUCUCAACCAUUAAGAGAACUAACAAAGAAAGAUUGCAAUUUUAGAUGGACUGAAAAAUGUGAAGAGGCAUUCAACAUGAUAAAAACAAUGAUUACAAAUACUCCAGUCCUUAUAUUCUACAACCCUGACAAGAAACUUGAAAUACAAGUGGAUAGUAGUCAACAUGGACUUGGAGCUGUACUAAUGCAAGAAGGACAACCAAUAGAAUUUGCCUCUAGAGCAUUGACACCAACUGAAAAACGGUGGGCUCAGAUUGAAAAAGAACUACUUGCGUGGGUAGAAGGAAACAGUUUACACAUUGCUGACACAUUAUCACGACUGUGCAAUCAAGAGGAGAAGAAAGUUUUUAACAUAUUCCAGACACAUGUUGUGGACAUACCGGAUCCUAUGCGUCAAGAAAUGAAGAAAAACCUGCACACAGCACACAUUGCAUAUGAUGGAAUGAUGAGGAGGGCCCGACAGACGAUGUUCUGGCCUGGCAUGGCUGAUGAAAUAAAGCAGAUGGCAGAGACAUGCAGUGCUUGUCAAGAAAGAAAACCUAUUAACCAGAGAGAAACACUUAUACAACAUGAUGAAUUAAAUGUACCAUGGGAAAAAGUUGGAGCUGACCUGAUGGAAGUGGAUGGAAGACAGUCAAUCAGGGAACAACCAUCUCCAAGAUCUUAUAAGAUCAAGGGAGAUAAUGGAGGAUUCUACAUACGCAACAGAUAUCAUAUUAGGCCAAGGAAAACUAUUUUGAAAGACACUGAUGUAUAUGAUGGGAAUGUCUUGGAUGAUGAUGAUGAUAAUGAGAGGCCAGAUUUUUCUGAUAACUGUUCUCAACAUUCAGCACAGUCUGGAGUAGUUUCUCAUGUACCAGACAAUAAUUGUGAUAGAAAUAUGCCAGCAAGAACUAGCACUCGAGAAACAAAUAGACCUGUGUGGCAUAGGGAUUAUGAUAUGUACUAA
Messenger RNA from Biomphalaria glabrata, 1281 nucleotides. RefSeq lists its product as uncharacterized. The record is from RefSeq and is a predicted model, not a curated record. The coding region runs from base 1 to 1281 and encodes 426 amino acids. NCBI's taxonomy places the organism in Eukaryota, Metazoa, Mollusca, Gastropoda, Planorbidae. The transcript is spliced from 5 exons.